Gymnodraco acuticeps is the source of this 1849-nucleotide messenger RNA. RefSeq names its product HECT domain containing 1 (gene hectd1). Gene Ontology annotation, cellular component: nuclear speck. The transcript is spliced from 7 exons. The record is from RefSeq and is a predicted model, not a curated record. The coding region runs from base 290 to 1165 and encodes 291 amino acids. Gene Ontology annotation, biological process: proteasome-mediated ubiquitin-dependent protein catabolic process; anatomical structure development; protein K63-linked ubiquitination. Gene Ontology annotation, molecular function: ubiquitin protein ligase activity. NCBI's taxonomy places the organism in Eukaryota, Metazoa, Chordata, Actinopteri, Perciformes, Bathydraconidae.
AGGACAGUGAGGAACUGGAGCGAAUCACAAAGCUCUUCCACUUCCUGGGCGUGUUCCUGGCCAAGUGCAUCCAGGACAACCGUCUGGUGGACCUUCCCGUCUCUCAGCCCUUCUUCAAGCUGCUCUGCAUGGGGGACAUCAAGUCCAACAUGAGUAAGCUGCUGUAUCAGAGCAGGGGCCACGACCCUAACGGACCCCCCCCACACGCAUCCCUUCCUGCUGCUGUCUGAGAUGCAGUCAGAGGCUUCAACCGAGGAGAGCCAGGAGACGUACUCUGUGGGAAGCUUUGAUGAAGACUCCAAGUCAGAGUUCAUCAUGGACCCCCCCCAAACCCAAACCCCCCGCCUGGUACCACGGCAUCCUCACCUGGGACGACUUCCAGCUGGUCAACCCGCACAGGGCAAAGUUCCUGAAGGAGGUGAAGGAGCUGGCGGUGAAGAGGAGGCAGAUUCUGUCCAGUAAGAGUUUGUCUGAAGAUGAGAAGAACACCAGACUGCAGGACCUGAUGCUGAGGAACCCGCUGGGCUCCGGACCCCCCCUCUGCAUUGAGGACCUCGGGUUGAAUUUCCAGUUCUGUCCGUCCUCGAAGGUUCACGGUUUCUCAGCUGUGGAUCUCAAACCAAACGGAGACGAUGAGAUGGUGACGAUGGAGAACGCAGAGGAGUACGUGGAGUUGAUGUUUGACUUCUGUAUGCACACCGGCAUCCAGAAACAGAUGGAGGCCUUCAGAGACGGAUUUAACCGAGUGUUCCCGAUGGAGAAGUUGAGCUCUUUCAGCCAUAAGGAGGUUCAGAUGAUCCUCUGCGGCAACCAAUCACCGUCCUGGACUUCUGAAGACAUCGUCAACUACACAGAACCAAAGCUGGGUUACACCAGAGACAGUCCCGGUUUUGUGCGGUUCGUCAGAGUUUUGUGCGGGAUGUCGUCUGACGAGAGGAAAGCGUUCCUCCAGUUCACCACCGGCUGCUCCACGCUGCCCCCCGGAGGCCUGGCCAACCUGCACCCCCGCCUCACCAUCGUCAGAAAGGUGGACGCCACGGACUCGAGCUACCCAUCCGUCAACACGUGCGUUCACUACCUAAAGCUUCCGGAAUAUUCCUCCGAGGACAUCAUGCGGGAGCGCCUGUUAGCCGCCACCAUGGAGAAAGGCUUCCACCUCAACUGACCUCUGACCCCUCGCCUCACUGAGCAUGCUCCUCAAGUCCGUCUCGCCGCCCCGCCCUCCUCCUCAGCCGCCGCGUGAUUGACAGCUCAGCCGGCCAAUCGGAAACCGGCCGACUGACUGACUGACAGCUGGAGGAGGAGGAGGAUUUAUGUUGCAGAAUAAAAAGAAAGAAAAGUUCACAUCCUUUCCCCCUCACCUCACCUCCUUCCCUUGUCUCCUCGUUUUCUUCAUCCUCCUCCUCACCCGUCUGUGUGCGUGUGUGUGUGUGUGUGUGUGUGUGCGCGCGCCUCCUCCUCAGUUUAGUGCCUGGUUUGACUGGUAGCUUCUGUUCCUCCUCCUCCUUCAAUCAAUCAUGCUUCUUCUUCCUCUCUUUUUAUUUUAUUGCUUUUUUGUUCCCGUGUGUGUGCAACAGUUUUUUGGGUUGUUCCUGACCGGCUGUAGAGGUCAAAGGUCAGAGUGCAUUUGGUGUUUCUUUUACUUUAAUGAAGCUAUAGAGACAAAAACACUGGUUGUGUGCGCGGCACAUCUAAAGAGAAAAAGCUCUGCUCUCCCUCUUGUAUUUUCUUUGUAUAUUAUUAUAAACAUUUAUUUAACUCAAGUUGCAGUUUGAGGUAAACAGAUAUUUUCAAAUGUGUAUGCUCCAAAAAAAAUAAUCAUUAAAAUGUUUGCAAAGUCUGAAGUUAA